Molecule: messenger RNA, 1210 nt
Organism: Arabidopsis lyrata subsp. lyrata
Lineage: Eukaryota; Viridiplantae; Streptophyta; Magnoliopsida; Brassicales; Brassicaceae
Exons: 3
Coding region: 183-968 (261 amino acids)
Source: RefSeq, a predicted model, not a curated record
AUUAGUGAACGAAUAUUAAACAGUUCAUUUAAUAAGGCAAAUUAAAUGGAUAAGAUUAUGACACACGUCACUCACUUAUAUUCAUAAAGAGACUCGACUAAAAAUCAUUCUUGCCCUCACAACUUUUUCUAAAAAAAAAAAACCUAGAAGAAUAGGAAGAGACAGGUGAGAGAAUAUUUGAGAUGGGAAGCUUGGGAGAAGAAGAUUUAGAGAAGCUUGUGCUUGAUUAUAUUGAAUCAUCUCCGAUCACUGUCUCCGAUCAUCUUGAGACUUCUCCAACGGUUCUUAUCACUCUUGAGGAGAUUCUUAGGGCAAAAGGAGAAGAAGAGAAGGAGAUGGAAGACAAGAUAAAGUCGUUUAUGAAGAGAGGAAGGCUAUCAUAUGAAGGAGACGAUGAGAAGCGAGAUGUGAUGAACAAAAUUGUCUCUAAACUCAGAUCUGAUGGCUACGAUGCUUCUCUUUCCAAAACCUCAUGGGACUCUUCAUUUGAUCUUAGUGAAGGGUGUAGAGUGUUUAGGUGCUCCAGGAAGUACGAGUACAUUGACGUCAUGGUCAAGGAUGGUCGCGACGGUGAUGGCGUAAGCAAGCUGAAACGUGUGAUAAUUGAUCUUGACUUCAAAUCUCAGUUUGAGCUAGCCAAACAGACACAAGCUUACAAAGACAUAACUGAGAUGCUUCCGAGAGUGUUCGUGGCGACGGAGGGGAGACUAAGAAGAGUUGUUUCGUUGGUUUGUGGUGAGAUGAAAAAGUCGAUGGAGAAAGAAGGAAUGUCUAGACCACCAUGGAGGACUUCAAGAUACAUGCAGUCCAAGUGGCUACCUGAGAAUCGUCGAAGAGUCUCUGGUUGCAAGAAAGGGUCUUGGUCGUGGUCUGUGUUUGAUGAUGGUGGUGAAGGAAAACGUCAAGCUAGGAGUUGGACAGUGAGUGGUGGUGGUCCGAAAACUAAGUGUUGUUUUCCUAUUUUCUGAGAGGUUUAAGCAACGUUUUUUCUUGUUGUUUUGUCAAUUUUUAAAAAAUUUAAAACAUCGGAGUUGUUUUUUGUUUGUUGCUUCUUAUGAUUAUUCCUUUUUUGGGUGGUGUUCUUGAAAUUUUUGAAUUGCCAAAAAAAAUGUGGGGCUUGUUGUCAGGGUUUUUUCUGAUGCUAUCUAUAUUGCAUCUUCUACUUGUAUCAACAGCCGAUGGAUAUAUAAUAUAUAUGUUUUUGUCGUGA